AUGCUUCCUAAGGUCAUCUCGAAGCUGGCCCAGGGCAAGUUCAAGCACGUGCCCUUCAGGCAAAGCAAGCUGACCUAUCUUCUGACGGACGCGCUGAACGGCAACAGCAAGACUCACAUGGUUGCAGCAAUCUCGCCAGCGCUCUCCGAGAUGGAGGAGACACUUGGGACGCUUCGUUUCGCGAGCUCUGUCAAGAAGGUGCGCACCCACGCCGUGUCGAACGAGCAGGACGUCGGGGAGAGCGACCUCCUUCUACAGACCAUGCGCUCUGAGGCUGAGGAGUUGAAGGCCGCAGCGAUCAAGGCCCGCGAGGAGAGCCCGCAGCAGGCGAGGCGUCUUGAGAUCCACGCUGAAGCCGUUGAGCACGCGGUGAUCAGCAUGCAGACCCGGAUCGACAAGACGAUGUGGUCGCAGGCCCAGCAGGCGCAGCAGGAGGCGACACGGCAGGCCCUGGCAGGCCUGAGCCUGCCAUUUGCCAUUGGCGGCAUGCUCGGAGGUCAGUCGCAGGACGGCUUGACUGCGAAUUCGCCCUACUUGCUCAACAUCUCGGACGACAUCUCUCUCGCUGGCAGGCUUCUCUACUUUCUCCCGGAGGGCCCGCCCAUCAGCGUGGGAUCGGGGGAGAACAACCGAAUCCGCCUCAUGGGAUUGGGAAUUCCCGAUCGGCUAUGCGACAUCUCCGUCGUCGCAGGUGGAAAGGGCGUCGAGGUGCAGCACUCGGGUGGCGGCCGGCUGAUGGUUGACGGGAUACAGGUGUCCGAGAACCAGGCCGCCGCGUUGUACAACGGUGCGCGCAUCAUCUUCGGCCGGUCCCUGGCAUUUCGCCUCGUGAUCCCCUUAGCUUCCCAAAGCGGCGGCCGCGGCCUCGAAGACGAGGACGACUGGAUGAAUCAGCGAGCUGCAGCACCGCAGAGCCCCUUCCCAGCCUGCGACGGCGACGCUCUGCAACGUCUGCGACUGUUGGUUGAGACUUCCGUGAUGCCGGUACUGGGCGAGACGGAGUGCGCUGAGAUAAUGCGAAGAGCAGGCGAGGUGCACAAUGACGUUGACGAGGCCAAUGAGCUCCUGAAGGAGAUCGAGUCCCCGCCCCUCCAGGUUCUGGAGGUCGGCUUGCUUCUGCGGGCACCACCGGAGCGCCCAAGCUCGACCAGCGGCAGCGACUGCACCCCGGCGUCCCGAAGUAAUCGGCGGCCCCAGCUUGUCGUGCACUGCUCGCGGAUGGGAGAUGGUGAGCUGCUGUGCGUUUGGCCAAUUCCCCGCUUUUACCAGCACUUGGAGGAGCUGCGAGAUCACUAUCAGCAGCGGUGUGAUCAAAAGCGCCUCGGCUUGCCGCUGGACGCCCACAGGGGCGUGUCCAUGGCAUGGGAGGAUGCUGUGUCAUCCCCCACGCGCCUGCAGCCGCAGAGGCAGUCUGAGAAUGACGACGGCUCUUCCGAUGAGUCAGAUGCUGCUGACUAG
Symbiodinium natans is the source of this 1458-nucleotide messenger RNA. Lineage: Eukaryota; Dinophyceae; Suessiales; Symbiodiniaceae. The record is from the annotation of a GenBank genome assembly.